Mytilus californianus (California mussel) is the source of this 2987-nucleotide messenger RNA. Its product is annotated as phospholipid scramblase 1-like. The transcript has 10 exons. The coding region runs from base 231 to 1016 and encodes 261 amino acids. NCBI's taxonomy places the organism in Eukaryota, Metazoa, Mollusca, Bivalvia, Mytilida, Mytilidae. The record is from RefSeq and is a predicted model, not a curated record. Gene Ontology annotation, biological process: plasma membrane phospholipid scrambling. Gene Ontology annotation, cellular component: plasma membrane. Gene Ontology annotation, molecular function: phospholipid scramblase activity.
CUUUAAUAAAUAUAUGUUUACCUGUACGGAAUACCGGUUGAAUGCCAUUGAAAGGCGGGGCUACCUGUACCUGAUUGAAAAGUGUGUGUACAUUUUUGUACCUAGCUAAUCCAUUGUGAUAUUUGUACUUCGGUGUUUAAAGCAUACAACAAACAUUAAAGUUGUGUCUAUUUUAUGAUUUUAUAGCAGUGGUUUGACUUGAUUGUUACUAGAUCACACAUUACACCAGGAUGCAAAUGACAGACGUUAUUCUCACUCAGCCGGGACAAGAUAAAAGGGGAUUUCCAGACAGUGGCGUAGCCCCGCCUCCGGGAUGUCCUCCUGGACUGGAGUAUUUGGCCCAGAUGGAUGAGAUAUAUGUCAAUCAGAAAGUCGAUCUUUUAGAAAUGAUAACAGAUUCAGCAAUAGAAAUUCCAAACCGGUAUAGCAUAGAAAACCACAGUGGACAGAGAGCUUAUUUUGCCCAAGAAGAGUCAGAGUGUUGUAAUCGAAUGUGUUGUGGUCCAGACCGAGGUUUUAUUAUGCACAUAACAACUAAUGACGGCAGGGAAGUAAUUCGGUGCGAAAGAAAAUUUAAAUGGUGUGCAGGGUGUUGCUGGUGUGCAGAUAGUGAGACAUGCGGAUGGGAAAUGACAGUUGAGGCUCCAGUAGGGACUGUCAUCGGAUAUAUUCGACAACACUCAUCUAAAUGGAAGACUCAUCUCACACUGUACGACGCCAACCGUCAGAAGUUGUAUGAUAUUUGGAGUAAAUGUUGCCCAAUUUUCUGUGUUUGUUGUAUUGAUGACAUUAAUUUUCAUGUGUUUGAUGCCAGGUCUCAAAACAAGUUAGAGUCACGCAUUUAUAAGAAAUGGUCUGGAUGGGCAAGAGAAUGUUGUACAAGAGCUGAUCUGUUAAUCUGUGAAGUACCUGGUAUGGAUGUAAAAGAGAAGGCACUAUUUCUUUGUACAACAUUCAUGUUGGAUGUGAUGGUUUUUGAGACUAUGGAUUCGGGUGGCGCUGGCGCCGGCUCUUAAAAUGUCACGGCUGACAUCUAACUCAGUGCAAUCACAUGACAAAAACCAAGAAGAUCACGAGAUCAAGUUUACAAUUUGAUAUUCUACAUCUUUUUUAUGUUAUAUUUUAAAAUACAUCCUCAAUAUCUUAAGGGGAAACAUUACAAUAAAACGAGAUAGAUAUUUAGUUUGUUAGUCAUAUAGAACGUUCUUGAAGGGGAACAUUACAAUAAUACUAGACAGGUCUUUGUUAGAGAAUAGAACGUUCUUAAAGCAUUGUAAAAAAAGUUGUAUCUAUUAACAAUUAAGGAAUACAACUUUUUAAGAGACAAUAUCUUUCCCUUGUUUUGGUAAAUUGGGUAUUUCUGUUGGAAUAUAGUGACUCGAUUUUCAUAUAAUAUUUAGACAUUUGUUGAGCUUUUUUGUUCUCUUAUAGCCCCCCACCCCAAAUGAAUAUUAUCAAUUAAACUGUUUUCGAUACCUUCUAAAGUAACUUUGAUCAAACUGUAGAUCUAUUCGGUCUGGGAAUAAUAUAACCUGGGAACAGUUACUGUAUAUCUAACAAUAUAUAUGUUCCUGAUAUAACUAGUAUCCAAUGUAUAUCUUAAUGUAAGAUAAUGGUCCAAGAUAUGGUAUAGAAGUCCAAUUUAUUAUUUUUGUUGAUAUUCUAGCCUUUUACAGUUAAUAUUGUCACAUUCAUACUCUAUUUUUACUGUUUUAUGCAGACACAUUUUCUUUCAAUUCUAAUUGUAAGUUUUCCAUUUUCCUGAAAACAAUUUGUAUUGGUGUGUAUACCAAUAUUGUUAUUGCAUGGCUAUACUUAAAAUGCAAUUGUUCUUAUUCAAAUAUUGAACAUUUUGCAAUUAUAUAUAGAACAAAUUUUUUUUUUUAUAAAAUAAAGAAAAAAUACUAUGUACUAAUUGUUUGAAAUUACGGUUCUUCUCCACUUAGAUGAUUUGUUGAUCUCUUUUAUAAGAAGAUAGAAAUGGUCUCAUCCAACACAAGUAUGAUAUAUAAUUUAAUCUUAAGCGGACGGCACCAUUAUCAAAUUAUACACCAAUGUCAAAACACAUCUUUGGGGCAUGUUAAAUCAUCUUUCCUCAAAGAUAAAAUCAACAUACUACUAGUAAAGUUUUGCUUAAGGCAAAGUAUGCGUAAUUUAGCGAUAUCAGUUAAGAUUUUGAGGAUUUUUUUGUUAUUGUAUUUUCGCCGCUUUAUAAGAACAUUAUUGUAUAUUUAUAGACCUAUUUCAUACAUUUUGAAUUGAUUGCAUCUCUGGAAUUAUAAAAGACACAACUAUAAUUUAUUUCGAUAUUCAAAUGCUGUUCAACGAGUUCUUAACUCAUGCAAAAUGUCAUCAAAAUCCGAAAUAUCGCCCAAUUACGUAUACUUUUCCUUGAACGAUAUAAAACUUGGUCAGAUAUUAACCAAGAUAUAAAGUACUACGUAUUUGACAAAAACUGUUCUUAAAAGAUGAUUACAACAUUUUUAAUUUUAGUCAUACAAUUAUCCGCAGAAUUAAAGUUGGAAUUUUAGAACAUGAAUUCCCGGUACUUUUAUGUUUAGACGUAAAAUUAUUCCAAAAACUUUCAAAAGUGUCAACGUAUUCCGACGUAUAUAAAAGUGUUACAGGCUAUUUUGGGCAAGUUUUAAGUAAUUUUAGUGAUUUGAAGAAUAUAAGGGAAGUUUCAGAAGUUUAUUCCAUAAUUUUCAUAAUGGUCAGCUAAAAUGUCUAUUAUAUUGUGUUCAUUUUGAUACGACAUACUAUGGUAAUAUAUCUGUUUGUUUUACCUCAUCAGACAUUAAUGUGCAUAAUAUGUUGUAAGUGUUAUAAAAACGCAAUUUCUAAUAUUUUAUUGAACAUUUUUAUCUGUAUAUUAUAUUUUUUUCUUUUAUAAAAAAUGUAAAACAAGUCUUUUAUUUAUGCACAUUUGCAUAGGACUUCAAUACAACUAUUAGUAUUGUUAGAUUAAUAAAAUGUUUCAAAGAAAA